Fomitiporia mediterranea MF3/22 is the source of this 654-nucleotide messenger RNA. RefSeq lists its product as uncharacterized. Lineage: Eukaryota; Fungi; Basidiomycota; Agaricomycetes; Hymenochaetales; Hymenochaetaceae. The coding region runs from base 1 to 654 and encodes 217 amino acids. The transcript is spliced from 9 exons. The record is from RefSeq and is a predicted model, not a curated record.
AUGUCUUCCCCCGAUCCUAACCUUUACUCGGAUCCUCCAAUCCAAGAUCUGCAAGACAUGCCCGAAGACAUUCAGCACAUAUCCGCGUGCUUUCGAGAGUACAAUUUGGAAACUAAACUAUGGUCACAGGAAUUCGACAACAUUAUCUUAGAAAUGCAUCGUAUUGCUACAACUGAUUUUGUGAAGACCUACUGCGAUUUCCUUUCCCAGGAUAAUGAGCCUGUUAAAUCUAAGAUAAAAAGGCUGGAGCAGUUUAAAGAGAAAUUAUGCAAUAUCUUUGGGGAUGGCGGAGAAACACUUGUCACCUUUGCAAAAAAACUUGACAGUCUUGGGAGAAACGUGCAAACAUUUGGUAUCAGGCUCAAGCACCUCCCAGGAAACCAUAAAGAAAAUUUGGAGACAGUAUUUGAAGACCUUAAAACUCAGAUGAAUAGAAUUAACUCUGAGUUCAUUUCUUCAAAAGAAUUUGAGAAGGAGGAUUUGAACAAGAAACUUCAAGACAUUGCAACAGGAGAAUGCUGUAAGAAGAUCGAGUCUAUUAAAGCCCAGCUGAAAUGUAUCAAGCGAGUCUGGAUGAUAUUAUGCAGUGACGUAGAAGGGCUUCUGACCCUAUUACAACUCACUAUAGGUGAUGAUGAUAGUGAUUGCUUUUGA